AUGUUCAACACGUCAGGCAUCGACCUCACUUUAAAUAAGAAAGAGGAUAGUUUUGUUGUUAUCAAUGGCUCUCUGCAGCUUUUGUACAGCGUCCUUGUCACGAUCAGUCCCACAGCCAUGUGGAACGAGUCGUGCGGGGAGCAGCUCCUUGAUUUCAGCCGGCCGGAGAAGAUCAUCAUCGGGGUGAUGCUGGCGAUCAUCACGGCGGUCACCGUGAUGGGAAACACUUUGGUGGUGAUAGCAGUUUGCGUUGUGAAGAAAUUAAGGCAGCCCUCUAACUAUCUUUUGGUAUCCCUGGCAGUGGCGGACCUCUCAGUGGCCAUAGUUGUCAUGCCGUUUGUGAUAGUAACAGACCUGACCGGAGGCAAGUGGCUGUUUGGAGAGGUGUUCUGCAACAUUUUCAUCGGAAUGGAUGUAAUGUGCUGCACGGCUUCCAUCAUGACCCUGUGUGUGAUUAGCGUUGACAGGUACCUGGGGAUCACACGGCCCCUCACCUACCCGGCACGGCAAAAUGGACAGCUAAUGGCCAAGAUGAUCCUGGGAGUAUGGCUGGUGUCAGCCUCCAUCACCCUACCACCUUUUUGCGGCUGGGCGAAGAACGUCCACACAGCCGGUGUGUGCCUCAUUAGCCAGGACUUUGGCUACACCAUUUACUCCACAGCCGUAGCCUUCUAUAUCCCCAUGCUGGUCAUGCUGGUCAUGUACUACAAGAUCUUUAAGGCGGCCCGUAAGAGUGGCGCCAAGCAUCGCUUCACCGACCUUGCACGUCGGGAGCGCCUGGAGACAGUGUCCAGCGAGGCACUGCGUAUGCAGGGCCUGAAGCCGCCGGGAGUGGCCGAGGAGUGUGCUGCCUUGUCACGUCUGCUGAGCCGGGAGCGCAGAAACAUCUCUAUCUUUAAGAGGGAGCAGAAAGCGGCCACCACAUUGGGGGUGAUUGUGGGAGUUUUUGCAGUCUGCUGGCUGCCAUUCUUCAUCUUGUCCACAGCCAGGCCCUUUAUCUGUGGAGUGGAGUGUAGCUGCGUGCCCAUCUGGCUGGAGCGCACUCUGCUUUGGCUGGGCUACGCCAAUUCUCUAAUGAACCCCUUCAUCUAUGCCUUCUUCAACCGAGACUUACGCUCCACUUACCGCGACCUCCUCCGCUGCCGAUAUCGCAACAUCAACCGCCGACUGUCUGCUGUGGGCGUGCACGAGGCUCUCAAGGCGUAA
Messenger RNA from Lampris incognitus (smalleye Pacific opah), 1206 nucleotides. It is a transcript of the gene htr7c, whose product is annotated as 5-hydroxytryptamine (serotonin) receptor 7c. The record is from RefSeq and is a predicted model, not a curated record. The transcript has 2 exons. Gene Ontology annotation, cellular component: plasma membrane; dendrite. Gene Ontology annotation, molecular function: neurotransmitter receptor activity; G protein-coupled serotonin receptor activity. Lineage: Eukaryota; Metazoa; Chordata; Actinopteri; Lampriformes; Lampridae. Gene Ontology annotation, biological process: circadian rhythm; G protein-coupled receptor signaling pathway, coupled to cyclic nucleotide second messenger; chemical synaptic transmission. Bases 1 to 1206 code for a protein of 401 amino acids.